AUGGAGGUCAAAGCGGUCGCCGGCCUCGACAAUCACCUCCCUUUCUUCAUUCUGGACGGCGCCGCACGCUCGUCUGCCACCCCGCCGGAGCGCAUCCCUCACGCUCGCAAGCCCAGCACCCUCACCGCCACCGCCAGCACCCGCACCGGCAUCAGCAAGAUGUUCAGUCCCCGCAGCGCCAACUACGAACGCCUCGAGGCGGGCAAGGGCCCCAGCAGGAAUGGGGCCCGCAGGUUUGCGUGGAAGAAGUUCGCGAUCGGCGCGGUCGUCAUCAUCGGGCUCGUAUACGUCUUUGGCCCAAGGAGAAGUGACCUGCUGAAGAGCAACCUCCCAUCAUGGGACAUGCCUGAAACGUAUGAUGAUGAUCUGGAAGUGACCCUUCCUCCCUCCCAGCCCAAAACAACCGACGCCGUUCGGCCCGAGCCCGUCGACAUCCACCUUCCCUCGAGCCAAGGUUCUGAGCGCCCUCUACCCACCUCAAUGGCCGAUGACCCAGACUUGACCAAGACCGUGCGCUGCACGACCGCGUUCGGCGGCAAGCCGCUCGUCCAGUUCGCGCUCAUGAUCGACGCCGGCUCGACCGGCUCGCGCAUCCAUAUUUACAAAUUCAACAACUGCGGCGCGUCGCCCGAGUACGAGUACGAGGUGUUCAAGAUGACCCAGCCCGGUUUGUCCUCGUACGCGGGAUCGCCGGGCAAAGCCGCCGAGUCGCUCGACGUGCUCCUCGACGAAGCCGUCCGCGUCGUCCCCGCCUCGCUCCGCGCCUGCACGCCCGUCGCUGUCAAGGCCACCGCCGGCCUGCGCCUUCUCGGCACAUCCGAGAGCGCCGCGAUCCUCGAUGCCGUCCGCGCGCAUCUGCACACCAAGUACCCCUUCAAGCUGCACGACGCGGACGGGCAGGGAGUCCUCAUCAUGGAUGGCAAGGACGAGGGCGUCUACGCCUGGAUCACCGCAAACUACCUCCUCCGCACCAUCCGCGCCGAUACUCCCGCCGGCACGCCGUCUUACGCCGUGCUCGACCUCGGCGGCGCCUCGACCCAGAUUGUGUUCGAGCCCACGUUCGACAGCUCCAAGCCCGACUCAGGCCUUGAAGAGGGCGAGCACAAGUACGACCUCGAGUUCGGCGGCAAGAAGCGCGUGCUGUACCAGCAUUCCUACCUUGGCUACGGCCUCAUGCGCGCCCGGAAGAGUGUCCACCGCCUCGUGGACUUUGUCGCGAGUUUCCGCAAGCCGGGGACGACGGUUGCGAAUCCGUGCCUGGCGCGCGGAACGGAACGCGUGGUUGAAGUUGAGGAUGAGCGCUCGAAGACGGCCCGGAAUGUCACCAUGGUCGGUGAGGACAUCGGCAGCUUCGAGGCGUGCAACCGCGUCGUCGAGCUCGUCAUGGCGAAGGAUGCUGUGUGCGAAGUGAAGCCUUGCUCCUUCGACGGCGUUUACCAGCCGUCGCUCAUGGAGACUUUCCCCUCGGGCAAGGUCCUCCUCCUCUCCUACUUUUUCGACCGCCUCGACCCGUUGCUCUCCAAGAGCUCCACGCCGGUCACCGUCUCCUCCAUCGCCGAUCUCGCCACCGACGUGUGUCUCGGCCGCGAGUCGUGGGUCAAGCGCUGGGGCAACGACAAGAACGCGAUGGACGAGCUGGAGGGCCGGCCGGAGUACUGUCUGGAUCUAACCUUCAUGCACGCCUUGCUGAGGCUCGGUUACGAGUUCGAUGCGGAGAGGACGGUGACGAUUGGCAAGCAGAUCGCCGGGACCGAGCUGGGGUGGUGCUUGGGUGCGACUAUUGCGAUGGUGGGCGGCGAGUUGACGUGCAGGGUGUAGAUCGCAGAUUCUUGCUGCACUCUUUACUUGUUUCCUACGUUAUAGUUCUUAUGCAGCUGUCAUAAUCCACCGGUGUGAACGGUACAUAAUCUCACGUGGCUCUGGUCUCC
Punctularia strigosozonata HHB-11173 SS5 is the source of this 1928-nucleotide messenger RNA. RefSeq lists its product as uncharacterized. The transcript is spliced from 4 exons. Bases 1 to 1818 code for a protein of 605 amino acids. Gene Ontology annotation, cellular component: membrane; Golgi apparatus. The record is from RefSeq and is a predicted model, not a curated record. Gene Ontology annotation, biological process: protein N-linked glycosylation; nucleoside diphosphate catabolic process. Gene Ontology annotation, molecular function: GDP phosphatase activity; UDP phosphatase activity. Lineage: Eukaryota; Fungi; Basidiomycota; Agaricomycetes; Corticiales; Punctulariaceae.